AAUCACUCAUAUACCAAUGGUUGUUGGCGGUCUCUGUGCAGUCGGUGAUUCAGUUUCCCAUAUUUACAUUUAAACAGUCAGUCUUCAUUUAGGUGCCAGGUGUUCCUAUCACCGCUGUGUCCACACCUUUCAACAAAAAAAUAGCCCAACCCAUGCAGCCGUAUCGCCCACUGGGUGAAACCCAACCGUCUCCACCCAACUUCACCAUCACUACAAAGUGCCACUUCGCCCAUUUUCAUUCUCUGCCUGCAAACCACACACCUGCUCACCUUUGGCCUCUACUUAAACUCAUUUACAUAUUCAGCUAAACUUCAAGCAUUGGUCUUUUUUUUCUUUCUGGUUAUACUGGACACAAACCACCCUGCACACAUACACACACACACACAUUGUGCCUCUUACAUUUCCUAGCUUCUGAAGGAGGAAACGACGAUGGCGCCUUCAAUUCUGCAGAAUGGUGGAUUCGUUUUGGGUUUGAUCGGUGCGGCAGCUCUCAUCGCAGCUACUGCAAUGAACAAAUGGAGUGUGAAGGACAGGCAGGGGGAUGUGGUGACAUCGGUUUACACCUACAAGGGUCUGUGGCAGGACUGUGAGACGGCUUCCUCAGGAUUCACAGAGUGUCGCCCACUCUAUGGCCUCCUGGGCUUCUCAGGUGCCUUCCAGGCUGUGCGAGCCCUGAUGAUAGUUGGCGUGGUACUGAGUGUCCUCGGGACGUUCAUAUCAGUUUUCUCCCUGAGCUGCCUCACAAUGAACAAGAUGGAAGAAACCUCAAAGGCCAAGAUGAGCCUCACCGCUGGCAUCAUGUUCAUCAUCGCUGGCGUGUGUGGCAUUGCAGGAGCUUCUAUCUACGCCAACCAGAUUGUGGCCAGUUUCAGGAUGGCCACCUACCCCAACUAUGGAGGAGGAAUGGGGAUGGGUGGAAUGGGUGGAGGAAUGGGCGGGAUGGGUGGAGGAAUGGGAGGAAUGGGAGGAAUGCCCACAUACACAUUCGGCCCUGCACUGUUUGUAGCCUGGAUAGGUGGGGGCAUCCUGGUUGUUGGAGGGAUCCUGAAGUCAAUGGCGUUCAGAGAAAUGGUGAAAGAUGAAAAACCGAGUUACCCAGGCGUUGUCUACAAACCUCAGUCCAACACCAGAUCCGACCUGAGCGAUCACCAUUCAGAGGGCGUCAAGAAAGAUCGCAAUUAUGUGUAACAGCUUAAGUGCUGGCAACUUGUGUUUGCUAAGGCGUGUGCUUUUAGGUUUCCGCAUGCAGCAUGCUUUGUGGGAGGUUUAUUUUUCCAUUUGCCCCAAAUACGCAUUCAAUAAUACUUAAUACUUAAUAAUACUCUUUACUAUCUGAUAAUGAGAGUAAAUCAUGUCUCUCAUUUUACCAGAAAGGAGCAAAAUAUUUAGUUUUCAUAUGCACAUCUCAGUGGUUACUAAAUAUUUAUAAAUGCUUAGAUGCUGU
Messenger RNA from Larimichthys crocea (large yellow croaker), 1444 nucleotides. It is a transcript of the gene cldn18, whose product is annotated as claudin 18. The record is from RefSeq and is a predicted model, not a curated record. Bases 430 to 1188 code for a protein of 252 amino acids. Lineage: Eukaryota; Metazoa; Chordata; Actinopteri; Sciaenidae. The transcript has 5 exons. Gene Ontology annotation, molecular function: structural molecule activity. Gene Ontology annotation, cellular component: membrane; bicellular tight junction.